UUUUUGUAUUUUUAGUAGAGAUGGGGUUUGACCAUGUUGGCCAGGAUGGUCUCGAUAUCCUGACCUUGUGAUCCACCUGGCCUUGGCCUCCCAAAGUGCUGGGAUUACAGGCGUGAGCCACCAUACCCGGCCCACUCUUUUGUAAUAACACUUAGCUUAAAAUGCUAAUGUGUUGUAUAGCUAUAUAAAAAUAUUUUCUUUAUUCCCUUACAUUAUUCUAUAGCUUUUUCCUGUAAAAAUUUUUUUUGUUGUUAUAAACUAAGACACACACAUUGUGCCUACACCGGGUCAGGAGCAUCAAUAUCACUCUUUUCUUCCUCCACAUCUUGUCCUACUGGAAGGUUUUCAGGGGCAGUAACAUGAAUGGAGCUGUCAUCUCCUAUAAUAACUGCUUUUUUCUGGAAUACUUAUAAUUGUCUAGUAUUAUGUACAGUACAUCAUUGUAAGCAUUAUGCUUGUAUAUGACUGGCAUCCCAGGUUUGUUUACACCAGCAUUACCACAGACAUGAGUAAUGUGUUACACUACAAGUUAUGAGGGCUACAAAGUCAAUAGGAAUUUUUCAGCUCCAUUAUAAUCAUCUGAGACCAGUAUCAUGUGUGCAGUCGCUGUUGACCUAAAUGUUAUGUAGCAUGUGACUAGCUGAUGAAUCUUUGAUUAUGGCUGAAUGUUCUCAUUCAUUGCAGGAAAAAAAUAUCCUCCAAAUCACUAGGUAGUAUGUAAGUGACCAAAACUUUUUUCCAUUUUAUGUUGGAGCCAAAUCAUUAGUGUUAGGAUAAAUUACUUCUUUAUGUAUGUGCUCUAAAAUGAAAAGUUAUUUCUGAAUAUUAAAGCAUAUGUAUUAAGAGUAUAAAAACAAGAUACAGAUUUUGGUGUGAAAUAUAUCUUAUGAUUCAAGUCAUAAUUUAAAUAGAAUUGAAGAUGAUGUGAAAUCACUGGGCUGGAAGUAGCUUAUACCUUGAUUAGUAAGAGGAAGCCCGGGAUCAUCCUGUGAUGGUACCACUGAUGAAAUUAUGACCAGGUGGGCCCGAGUUAGUACCACAUAUAACAAGAGACCCUUGCCUGCAACAUCAUGGGAGGACAUGAAGAAGGGAUCCUUUGAGGGAACAAGCCAAAACCUACCAAAGCGUAAACAACUUGAAGCCAAUAGGCUAUCCCUCAAAAAUGAUGCACCCCAAGCAAAACAUAAAAAGAACAAAAAGAAAAAAGAGUACUUAAAUGAAGAUGUGAAUGGAUUCAUGGAAUACCUAAGACAGAAUUCACAGAUGGUUCACAAUGGGCAAAUUAUAGCAACAGACAGUGAGGAAGUAAGGGAAGAAAUUGCAGUUGCUUUAAAGAAAGACAGUCGACGGGAAGGAAGAAGAUUAAAAAGACAAGCGGCAAAGAAAAAUGCAAUGGUGUGUUUCCAUUGUAGAAAACCUGGUCAUGGAAUUGCAGAUUGCCCCGCCGCCCUUGAAAAUCAAGACAUGGGCACUGGGAUAUGUUACAGGUGUGGGUCCACAGAGCACGAAAUAACCAAGUGUAAGGCUAAAGUAGACCCGGCUCUUGGCGAAUUUCCUUUUGCAAAAUGUUUUGUUUGUGGAGAAAUGGGGCACCUGUCUAGAUCUUGUCCUGAUAAUCCCAAAGGACUCUAUGCUGAUGGUGGCGGUUGCAAACUUUGUGGCUCUGUGGAACAUUUAAAGAAAGAUUGCCCUGAAAGUCAGAAUUCAGAGCGAAUGGUCACAGUUGGUCGCUGGGCAAAGGGAAUGAGUGCAGACUAUGAAGAAAUUUUGGAUGUACCUAAACCGCAAAAACCCAAAACAAAAAUACCUAAAGUUGUUAAUUUUUGAUAACAGCUAGCACUAUCAUGAGUUACUACCUCAUUGUUACUUUCUAAACCAGGCCCGCUUCACGAGUUAGAGUUGAGCUCCCCUGUAGCCAGGACUAUGCUGUAGAUAUCAGUAUGAUCUGGGUGUGGCCAAAAACAAUUUUCUUUAUUCUGUCUAUCAAAUAGUACUUCUACCACUGUUUGGAGAAAAUUGAAGAAAAGAAUAAGAUGAUUAAAUGAAUUCUCUAAAAGAACAUAUUUUAAGAGACAGAACUUAGACAUAACCAAGUAGUUGUAUACCUGAUUGUAACAAUCAUCUUUUAUAAAAGCAAAAUUAUGCAUAAAUGUAAAACACCCCUAAACAAAGGGAACAAAUGAAUUUUUGGUUAUAUUGUUUUCUUGGCUCAAAGUAUCAAUUUAUUAUUAUAAUAGAAAUUUAUAAGUUGCUAGAAAGUCUAUAUUUUUAAAGUACGGAAUAAAAAUAUGUUUUCUAUUAAGCAAUAGAAAUAUUUUUGUGUAUAAUUUUUCUGAAUACUUGAUUCUCGAUUGAAAUAUCCAUUGUUCGUUAAUAUCCAUGUAACAAUCCCAUUGGAAACAAGAUUUUUUUUGAAUCCUAGAUGAGAAUAAACAGGGAUUUGGUUUUUGUUUUAGUUUUGA
Molecule: messenger RNA, 2462 nt
Organism: Homo sapiens (human)
Lineage: Eukaryota; Metazoa; Chordata; Mammalia; Primates; Hominidae
Gene: ZCCHC9
Product: zinc finger CCHC-type containing 9
Exons: 6
Coding region: 1012-1827 (271 amino acids)
Cellular component (GO): nucleolus; nucleus
Molecular function (GO): zinc ion binding; nucleic acid binding
Source: RefSeq, a predicted model, not a curated record